Onthophagus taurus is the source of this 2080-nucleotide messenger RNA. It is a transcript of the gene hh, whose product is annotated as hedgehog signaling protein. The record is from RefSeq and is a predicted model, not a curated record. Gene Ontology annotation, molecular function: patched binding; calcium ion binding. Gene Ontology annotation, biological process: intein-mediated protein splicing; cell fate specification; cell-cell signaling. Lineage: Eukaryota; Metazoa; Arthropoda; Insecta; Coleoptera; Scarabaeidae.
UUAUAUUCACACAUGCAUUCUAGAGAUGUUUAGAUUGAAGUAUUACUAAAAUGAUUUAUGAUAUGCAAUAAAUGAAACAAAUUCGAGUAAAGAGUGUUGUUAAGAUCUUGAUAUGAAGAUAAAUAGUUAAAAAUAUUUUUAGUUGAUGGAAAUUUAAGUAUAACUUCUGUGUAAAGUUUGGUUGUAAGAAGGGAUCUUUUUUGGUUGUCUUCGAUGAUUUGCGAUCUGGGUUCACGUCGGAGUACCUCACCUGUACGGUUCGGUUCGUUUCGGGUUCCGCCCAUCGUCCAAUGGCACGGAGGGCCGCCGGCGGAAGAUGGCCUUACAUUUACGGUGGAGGGGCUGCGGCGGCUUAAGCUGCACCUAUGACAAGUGCACGGGUUCAUUUUACGCCGUCAGCCUCCACCUGAACGGGAUCCUCAGGAGAUCCUCCUGAUGAUUUCGCGUUGCGCGUAUCGCGUGUGCCACCAAAGGAAACUAACAACGAACACGGCAACGAUCGGAAUGCUGAUGAUGAUUAUAGUUAUAAUGUUGUUGAUGUCGGAGUGUCGCGUCGCGAGCAGGAGAUGAGGUUCAGGUGGGCUGCCGUGGUCCUGGUCCUGGUGCUGACCGUGCCCAGGUUGGAAGCUUGCGGACCGGGCCGCGGGGGCUUUAAGAAGAUACUCAUCAAGCCACUUACGGCUCUCGUCUUCAAACAACAUAUUCCAAACGAAGUCGAAAACAGUCUUGCUGCUAGUGGUCCUUCUGAAGGUGCCAUCGAUAGGGACGAUAGUAGGUUCAAGGACUUCGUACUCAAUUAUAAUCAGGACAUUAUUUUUAAAGACGAGGAAGGUACAGCUGCUGAUAGAGUUAUGACUCAGAGGUGCCAAGAAAAAUUAAAUACUUUAGCCAUUUCCGUGAUGAACCAAUGGCCUGGUAUCAGAUUACGAGUAACCGAAGCUUGGGAUGAAGAAAAACAUCAUUCGUCGAAUUCCCUACAUUACGAAGGAAGGGCUGUCGAUAUUACCACUUCAGAUAGGGAUAGGGGUAAAUACGGGAUGUUAGCACGAUUAGCCAAAGAGGCUGGUUUCGAUUGGGUUUAUUACGAAAGUCGGAAUCACAUUCACUGUUCAGUAAAAUCAGAACCAACGCAUUCAAAAUACGGUGGUUGUUUCUCAUCAGAAAGCACCGUAAAAACCUCAUCCGGCGAAACCAAACAACUAAAAGACCUCGAAAUCGGCGAAAACAUCCUCACCUACGACUUGGAAACAGGUGAAACAGUCUUCAGCGAGGUGUUAUUAUUCUUGGAUCGUAAUCCGGGUGAAGUGCGCCGGUUCGUACACGUGGAAACAACGCGACGAACAUUAAAGGUGACAGCAUCGCAUUUAGUGGUGAUUAAAGACGCGAAUAACAUUACCAGGACAAUUUUCGCGGCCGAAUUAAAAGUUGGUGAUACAGUUUUGGUUCUAAAAGAUGAAAACGCGCGAACAAUAAUUAUGGAUCGUGUCGAAAAAAUUUCUUGGUCCUCGGAAAUCGGAGUUUACGCCCCGUUAACGCGAACCGGAACUGUGAUUGUAGAUGGUGUUGUAGCUUCUUGUUACGCGACUAUUGAUAGCCAAUUUAUCGCUCAUUUUGUUAUGGCACCGAUUAGAAUGGGUUAUAAUCUCAUGGAAGGAUUUUCUAGAAUGUGGAAAAUCGUUAGUAAACCGAUUAAUGGAUGGAGCGAAGAGAGAAGUAUCAAAUUGAAAGAGGAACCCGUCGGGGUUUAUUGGUACGCUCAAAUUUUGUAUAAAAUUGGAAAUUACGUGAUUCCCUAUAGGAUGUAUCAGUGAGAUUUUAAACAGAAAGUAUUAAAGUUUUGAACGUUUUUUGACAACGAGGAUAUGGUUUUUUAAAAAGGCCAGUGAUAAAGUGGAUGAUUUUUUUUUUAAGUAGGAAAUAAUAGGAAAAUAAAGUGUAUAUUAACGUGUACUUUAAUGUAUAUAGAAUUUUUUUAUUUUUAUUAUUUUUCCUUUUGUAUUAUAAAACCGUUUUGUAGGCGAGUAAUUAAGUUAUGUAAAUUAUUUAUGUAAUAUAUCUGAAUAUAAAAUAUUUAUCGUGA